Molecule: messenger RNA, 1524 nt
Organism: Saccharomyces eubayanus
Lineage: Eukaryota; Fungi; Ascomycota; Saccharomycetes; Saccharomycetales; Saccharomycetaceae
Gene: SHQ1
Product: Hsp90 cochaperone SHQ1
Exons: 1
Coding region: 1-1524 (507 amino acids)
Biological process (GO): box H/ACA snoRNP assembly
Cellular component (GO): cytoplasm; nucleoplasm
Source: RefSeq, a predicted model, not a curated record
AUGAUAACACCGAGAUUCAGUAUAACACAGGAUGGAGAGUUUUUAUUCCUUAAAAUAUUCAUAAGUAAUAUUAGGUUUAAUGCAACAGGGUUAGAAAUCGUCAUCCAGGAAAACAUGGUCGUCUUCCAUUUAUCGCCGUACUAUUUGAGAUUGAGAUUUCCUCACGAAUUGGUUGAUGAUGAGAGGUCUACAGCACAAUACGAUUCCAAGGACGAGUGUAUUAACGUGAAGAUAGGUAAAUUGAAUAAAGAUGAAUAUUUUGAAGAUCUAGAUUUACCAACAAAAUUAUUGGCCAGGCAAGGCGACCUUGUGGGUGCUGAUGCAUUGGCUGAAGCCCCUGAUGAAAACAAAAACCACAAACCACUUAUUCAAGAGAUCGGUGGCGAUGAUACGAAUAUUAAGCCCACGGAAGAUGUGAAAACUAUUGGCCAAAUGGGGGAAGGUUUCAACUGGGAGAUAGAACAAAAAAUAGAUUCCACUUUGGAUGAUGGACUAUUGAAAACGAAAUACGGGUUCGAUAACUUGUAUGACACCGUAAUAUCCAUAUCAAUAAGUAACGGAAACGAUAUCAAUGAGCUAGACGAUCCUGAACAUGCUAAAGCCAACGAUAGAGUCAUUGAAAGGCUGAGAAAGGAGAGCUUAAAAUUUGACCCUGAGUAUUACGUUUCUGAACACAUGACUAACAAAUACGGGAAUGAAGAAGAUUUAGAAAUUAACGGUAUCAAAGAAUUACUAAAAUAUACGCCCUCCAUUGUCAAGCAAUACUUGAAAUGGUACAAGAACUGUCCGAACCCAAAUCUUGUCAUGCCAGUAGAGUUUACUGACAAGGAACAAAAGCAGAUGCAGGACAACUUACCCAAGAAAACUUACCUCGUGGAAGAUGUCAAACCACUUUACGUCACCAUACUCAAUAUUCUUUUUAGUUACAUGUUUGAACUAAUUGAAAACGAAGGCACGCAUACCACUGAAAGCGCUUGGACCAUGGGGAAGUUAUGCCCGCAAAUAUCGUUUCUAGAUCAACAGCUGAAGCAGACAAAUGAACUGCAGGAUGGAUUGAAGGAGAUAUCCGAUGAAAGCAAAGACGUUUCUAUCAUCAAGCUUGCCAUCAUAACGGGUAUCAGGAGAGCUCUAAGCUACCCGCUACAUAGAAAUUACGACUUGGCAAUGAAGGCGUGGACGUUUGUGUACUAUAUUCUACGUGGUGGUAAGAGACUGGUCAUACGAGCAUUAUUGGACAUUCAUGAAACAUUUCGUUUCCACGACGUGUAUUACGUCUACGAAAAAGUGCUUCUGGGUGAUCUCACCUCGUGGUUCAUCUCUCAGGGUAGUGAAAACGUCAUAAGAAGUCUGGCCCUGGAGAUGAGAAAAGAACAAGACUCGAUUAACAGGCAGGAUAUCGAAUUCGAAUGCAUUGCUUCGUUCAACGAACAAACUGGCGAACCAGAGUGGGAGACACUGAGCAUCAGGGAAAUGGAAAUCCUUGCUGAGUCUGAAUAUCAGCAACAACAGCAGCCCCAGCAAUGA